CCAACACUGGCUCUGACUGAGUUUUGUUUAUUCGAUAUAUACAGCGUGCGCUCGCUCGUUAAAUAAAUAAAAUAAUGUAACCCGGAGUAAUGUAACCAUUGCCAAUCGCUACCCCUCCAAUUGUUGUGUUAACUUCCCGCGAAAAAAGGAACAUCAAGGCAGCCCAAAGGGCCUCUGCAGAGAAUCUCCAGCAUAUCACGGAUUUGCAGCGAACCCACUCCACAGACGAUAGUACAUACUUGUAUGUUUGCGCUGGGCUUACACAAAUGCUUUAUUUGCACAAAACCUUGUGAUAAUCAGGUCAAGAUCUGAGGAGAAAAGUGUACGAUUUGCAGAUGGCUUCCAACUCGACGAAGAAAAGCAAGAACACCGGUAUGCGCAUACUGUGGAUACCGGGUCGGAAGUCGCAUUCCAAGGGCCGCUUCAAUACCACCAACAAACAGAUCUCGUACUCGGGUCCGCAGAAAAAGAGCGAAGUGUGGUCCCUGGGCGGCAGCAAGGCACAGUCCGAGCUGAUUGACUUUCCCUCCCCCGAUAUAUCCGGCACUUCCCCAUCCUCGUCGCUGAGCAUUGUGGCUACCUGCUCCAUGGUGCAGGGGACCUCGACCAGCGAAAGAGCCUCCUCUGAUGACCUGGGCAUCGUUUCGGAGACUGGCACACUGCCCACCACGCCGUUGAGCACCAACUCGCCGAUCCUGAACAGUCCCACUUCCGAGACGGCCUCAGCCUCCACGCGCGUCAUGACUUCGCCGAAUGUCAUCACCACCGUUGUAAUACAGGACUUGCACAAUUUCGUGAGUCCCGACGACUUGCCCAAAGUGCCAGCCAUCCAAUCGCAGGAAACCGAGGUGGUGCUAAACAGCUCGGCGGGAACCACAGCCUCGAUAGCCACCACCUCUUCGCCCAUGGCCAACCACAAGCAGGGAUCCCCACCGGCAAACCAUUCCCAGCAAACCACUCCACAGAAGAGUAGAUAUAAGAAUCACAACAAUAACCAGGAGGAUAUCAACUCGAUCGAAAGCAUUUCCAGUUUCCCGAGGUUUCAGGGCAACGCCACCGACUUCGAUUGGAUCGACGACAUGGUGCAGCAGCGCAACUGCAACGAGGUGAUGCACAAAAACAAGAGGAAGAAGUCCAAGAAGGUCGAGGGCCUGGAGGCCGAUCAACUGGACGGGAAGCUCUUUGGCUACGACAAUGACAAGGCUAAAUUGAAUGGCAAGGAUGACGGCGACAAGGACGAAAAGGUCGUCAAAUGCUUGUACUACUCACUCAUGUGCUGCGACUGUACUAUAUCUUGAAUUAUGGAUCGUCCGAAACGAAUCCGCGUCCAUGUAAAAUACCUCUCAACCUCCUAUGUAAAAAUAUACAUAUUCGAUUUUGUAUACUUUAGCCAACGCAGCUAUACACAAUAAGACACAGAAGAAUACCGAAGUAUUACCGAAUUUAUAAUGAUUUACAUGGAACUAACAUUAUGAACAUUCGAAUAAAUGUCGAAAUCUAAAUACCACUACAGCUAUUUGUAGUGUACUCUUGGUUUGAACUUGAAAUAAGUGAUCGAAACAUAUGUAUAUUAUUUAGAUAUUUUGUAUUUUUGUAAAUAAAAUAUUUUCUAUCAACAGAA
Molecule: messenger RNA, 1621 nt
Organism: Drosophila biarmipes
Lineage: Eukaryota; Metazoa; Arthropoda; Insecta; Diptera; Drosophilidae
Product: mucin-17
Exons: 5
Coding region: 336-1298 (320 amino acids)
Source: RefSeq, a predicted model, not a curated record